Vitis riparia (riverbank grape) is the source of this 675-nucleotide messenger RNA. Its product is annotated as UDP-glycosyltransferase 83A1-like. NCBI's taxonomy places the organism in Eukaryota, Viridiplantae, Streptophyta, Magnoliopsida, Vitales, Vitaceae. The coding region runs from base 1 to 675 and encodes 224 amino acids. The transcript has 2 exons. The record is from RefSeq and is a predicted model, not a curated record.
AUGGAGCUUUCUCUGUGCCUAGUCAAACACGGCUUCAGAAUUACAUUCGCAAACACCGAGUUCACUCAUAAGAGGAUCGUGGAUGCAUUCGUGUUGGAAUCCGAUGAGGAAAGGGAUAAGCCAUGGAAUAUACCAGGAGCGGUCUGGUGGGGUAUGGGAAAGAAGGUGGAGGAGCUAAUAAAAGAGAUUAACAGAGUUGACAGCCAAGAAAUGACUUGUAUGGUUGCUCAUGUACAUAUAGGGUGGGCCCUGGAAGCUGCGGCAAAGAUGGGAAUUUGGCGAGCUGCCUUCUGGCCAUCUGCGGCCAUGGUUUCUGUGGUGGGACUUAGCAUCCCAAAGCUGAUUGAUGAUGGAGUCAUAGACACUUUGGACUCAGCUCAAGGGAUCAUACCCAUAGGUCCACUUUUGGAAAGCAAUCGGCUUGGAAAUUCAGCAGGACACUUAUCGCCAGAAGACCUCACCUGUAUCAAAUGGCUGGAUGAACAACCACCUUGCCCAGUCAUAUAUGUGGCUUUUGGCAGCAUCACAACUUUUAACCAGAUCCAGUUCCAAGAGUUGGCACCGGGGCUUGCACUCUCCAACAGGCCAUUCCUGUGGGUUGUACGACUGAACUCUACUGAUGGUAUAAAUGAUGCAUACCCAGAAGGAUUCCUUUAUUAUCAUUUACUUAAUUAA